Molecule: messenger RNA, 5450 nt
Organism: Notothenia coriiceps (black rockcod)
Lineage: Eukaryota; Metazoa; Chordata; Actinopteri; Perciformes; Nototheniidae
Gene: kdm4c
Product: lysine (K)-specific demethylase 4C
Biological process (GO): chromatin remodeling; regulation of gene expression
Cellular component (GO): nucleus; chromatin
Molecular function (GO): histone H3K9 demethylase activity; histone H3K36 demethylase activity
Source: RefSeq, a predicted model, not a curated record
UUCACACAACAUUGGCUGAGCUGCAGUUCUUCCACUCUCCUGCUGAUUCGCAGAUCUCCCAGUGCAUGGAUAAGUCCACCCCACCACGGUCUGCCUCUCAUCUCGGUGGAUCACGUUAGCACACUGACACGCAUUUGUGGAGUAUAGACCGUCUUCAACAUGGUUUAAUCUCAAUGCAAGCAGCAGCAGCUGUCAUGUGAAUCAGCUGGACGGACAAGGAAGAGAUAACAACACGGCGCUGUGUUUCUAAAUCAAGGUUAUAUCUGGUGAGGCGGCAGGAUGGCGGGGGCAGAGGUGUUUACCCCUGCGAACCCCACCUGCAAAAUCAUGACGUUCAGGCCCACCAUGGAGGAGUUCAAAGACUUCAACCAGUACCUGGUUUAUAUGGAGUCUCAGGGUGCACAUCGCGCAGGUCUGGCUAAGGUGAUUCCUCCUAAAGGCUGGAAGCCCCGUCGUACCUAUGAUGACAUAGAUGAUCUCAUGAUUGAUGCUCCCAUCCAGCAGAUGAUGGCUGGCCAGUCAGGGCUCUUCACUCAAUACAACAUCCAGAAGAAGCCUCUUAGCGUGCAGGAGUUCAGGCGAUUAGCUAACAGUGACAUGUACUGUACACCACGCUACCUGAAUUAUGAAGAUCUGGAGAGGAAAUACUGGAAGAACCUGACUUUUGUCUCACCCAUAUAUGGUGCUGAUGUCAGUGGCAGCCUCUAUGAUGAGGAUGUGGAGGAGUGGAACGUUGGCCACCUCAACUCUAUCCUGGAUGUUAUCGAGGAGGACUGCGGUGUUUCCAUCCAGGGGGUGAACACUCCAUACCUAUACUUUGGCAUGUGGAAGACCACAUUCUCGUGGCACACUGAGGAUAUGGACCUGUACAGCAUCAACUACCUCCACUUUGGAGAGCCCAAGUCAUGGUAUGCAAUCCCCCCUGAGCACGGGAAGAGACUGGAGCGUCUGGCUACAGGUUUCUUUCCUAACAGCUUCAAGGGGUGUGAGGCUUUUCUUCGUCACAAGAUGACUCUAAUCUCCCCUUCCAUACUGAAGAAGUAUGGCAUUCCCUUUGAUAAGAUUACUCAGGAAGCUGGAGAGUUCAUGAUCACCUUCCCUUAUGGCUACCAUGCUGGCUUCAAUCAUGGCUUCAACUGUGCGGAGUCCACCAACUUCGCCACUCUGCGUUGGAUAGACUAUGGCAAAGUAGCCACACAGUGCACUUGUAGCAAGGACAUGGUAAAAAUAUCAAUGGAACCGUUUGUGAAACAGUUUCAACCGGACCGCUACGCCAACUGGAUGGUGGGCAAAGAUUCUGCACCUCUUGAUCACAUACUCGCCACUCCCAGUACAACACCGGAGCUGCACAGCUGGUUGCAGAGGAGGCGCAAGGACAAAGUUACUUUGAAUAAAGGCAGCACCCACUCUCGUAUGCGAUCCAAGCGCCUCAGAACCACUGAGGAGCCCAUUGCCCUGGAUGGCAGCACAGCGCUGACCAGCAGCAAGAGGAAAGGCCUGGGGGGUCCGACUGGUCCCAAGGUGCGAAAGUCUGCUGCUGGGACAAGCUGCAAGGAAGAGGAGGAAAAAGAGAAGAAAAUGGAAGCCGAGUCAAAGCACAAACAGAACCAGAACCCUUUUCAGCUCUCUGGUCCUUGCAGACAGAUGUGUGUGGUCAAGGUAAAUCGUGUAGAGAGUAAUAGUUUAAGUCUUUCGAAUAACUCUUACUGCAACCCCAUUCCCUCUCCUGCUGCACCAGUGACGAAUGACCUAAAGGAAGAGACGGUCACUCACACUGACCCUCAACACCUCUCAGGGUCAGGGGUCACGAGAAGGACUCCCGAUGGACUCAGACAAGGGCCUGAGGAUACCAUGAUGCACCUGGGAACUAAUGAGCCAAGGUGUUGCUCUCCUGAACCACAAGACCUCUCACCUUCUCAGGACUGCUGUAUCAGGGUCUCUCCCCUGGAGGCUCAAACACUCAGCUCGUCAUCCAACACAAUAAACAACUCUGCUGAGACUGAGAUGAGCUCGUGUCCGCCUGACUAUAACUCUCAAACAUCGAGUUUCUCAUGUAAAGAAGACACUUUAAGGCUAUCACCAAACACUGACACUAGCAUGGACACGGGUACUGAUAAUUACACUAACAACAUCGCUAAAGCAGAGAAAAUAAACACAAUUGUUGAUACCAAACAUACCAAUCCACACUCCACUACAAAAGCACUUUAUGAUCUUAAAUCUGAGCCAGCAGAGGGGGGUAGUAGCACAUCAUGUUGCUCAUUUUCACCUUCAGGACAAAAUUGCAAUUUGGAGAAAAACAUCACCAAGGGAAAUCGUUGCCCUCCUCUGCUGCAGAGGAAUGCAGUAGAUAUGCCACAACUCACUCUGGAGCCAGCAGAUAUGGUUGGAAUCUGCCCUUUGCCACCUGUACUGAUCCAAGAGAUGCCCUCCCUCACCCCGGCUGAGUAUGGGCUAACCAACGUCCCCAAAGCUACAUCAGGCAGUCACCAGGGUGCACCUGUGCUUCAUAGGGAGACGCUAACUAGCUCUCUGUCCUCAAAUGGAGCCAAACAGGAGUUAAAAAGCAACUUAAAGAUGUCAAAAGAACCUCUUUCUGUAGAACGUGCCAACAAGUGGAAGUCAGAGUCUUCAUAUAGCUGUAAAGGGGCAGCAGUGUCUGGUUCAAAAGGAGACGGGGCUCAUUUAACUACCAAUGCUAUGCACAAAAUAAAAUCUGGUGUUGUCCAUGAAAAGCUAAAAGCGCCAGGAAUUGCUGCGGAACAGGAGCAUAUAAAGCUGGAAAAUGUUCCCACUGGACAAACUGAUGCUUCCCCUCUCCAGCUAGUUAAGAGCAAUGUACCUCAAACAGAGCAGCAGUACAGCCUAUUAGAGUUAGCAAGCAAAGAAAACUCACAGCACCCGGCUCAUAGGGACAAUGCAUUCAGUCUGAACAAUGGUCUGCCUUUUUUAACUGGUACCUCAAACUAUAACCCCCAUACGCCAUUAUGCAGUCAAGGUGACUCGGCACUACAGCUGCACCACCACACUACAUACUCCCCUUCCCAUUGUACUUUUGAGAACUCAUACAUGGAACCCAAACCUUUCUCCAGCAGUAUUUGGAAAAACUUAAAUUCCCAGGGUCCUGCAGUACUCAUCCAGAGUCUGCACCCAGAACUCCCCUCUGACUUCACCCACGACCCGCUGCCUUACACCAUGUGGACCGAACCUCAGUGCAAAGAAGUCACAGACCUGGAGGUCACAGAACAAGACCUACGUGAGUCUGAGAACCAGGAAGAGGAAGGGGGGCCUCUCACCUGGGCCCAGCUCGAGCCCACCUCACUAGUUUCAGUUGGUGCUGUUGAGUCCCUGGGCCUCUGUGGGGAUUAUGAGCUCCACCGAGGGGACACAGAUGGGUCUGACGCCCUCUCCUUGUGCAGGGAGCUGGGGAGACAUAGGGACACAGAGGAGAGUCUACACUCCAAUACUGCUGUUACACCUCUGAAUAUGGCAGGAGGUGAACAGGAUGGGGUGUCUGACAUGGAUGAAAGGGGAUCUGAUGGCGAAGAGAUGGAGCAGCAAUGUAGAGUGAAGGGAGAGAGCAGUAGUGACUCAUCUGAUGAGGAGGAACAACAAGAAGAAGAAGAGGAAGAGGAGGAAAAUGAUACAAGUAACUGCGAGUGUGAUGAAUCAGGCCUGGAACCUGGGGAGUACCCUGCCCUGUCGGUGAAGAGGACCACGAAGAGCUGGCGACACCCACUCAGGAAACCUAUGGCGAGGGCUGUACCCACGGCUGUCAAACCACAGGAUGCCAGUGAUGAUGAGCCCCCUGAAGCAAGCUUGGCAGAGGAGGAAGAGGAGGAGGAGGAGGAGGAGCAGGAAAUGGAGGCGUGGGCGAAGCCCCUCAUCUACCUGUGGCAGAACAAGAAGAGAUGCUUCACAUCAGAGAGGGAGUACAAUGCUCAUGCGGCCUCCAUGCAGCCCCACUGUGCUGUGUGCACACUCUUCAUGCCCUAUUAUCAGGUUGAAGACAAAGCAGAGGACGACACACCUAUCACAGCCAAGUACACCCCCACACUCUCUUCUCCAAUGGAGGGACACACACAUCCCUGUGGUGGUCUCAGGAGAACCAAGCCCCUUAUCCCAGAGAUCUGCUUUUCUUUCCGGGAGCAGAACUGCCCCCCAACUCCCACAAACCCUCUGCUGCAGGAAGACGGCACCUCCCCUCUGCUCUACUGCCAGGGCUGUUGCCUGCAAGUCCACGCAAGUUGCUACGGUGUUGCCGAAGAUGAUGUCGGUGAACAGUGGUCAUGUGAUCGCUGUACAGAAGGAAGCUUUACUGCAGAAUGCUGUCUCUGUAACCUCAGAGGUGGAGCUCUGAAGAAAACCAAAAACGACAAAUGGGCUCACGUGAUGUGUGCGGUGGCACUACCAGAGGCACGGUUCAGAGACGAAGCCAAGAGGAGUCCUAUUGAUACCAGUAGGAUCCCCAUGCAGCGAUUUAAACUGAAGUGCAUCUAUUGUCGUAAGCGAUGCGUGGGGAGAAGGAAGGCAGGUGCUUGCAUCCAGUGCUCAUGUGGCCGGUGUCCCACCUCCUUUCAUGUGACCUGUGCCCAUGCUGCUGGGGUCAUCAUGGAGCCUGAUGAUUGGCCAUAUGUCGUGUCAAUCACCUGCCAUAGACAUCAGUCGCGGAGUUCGUCAGCUCAGCGGGCAUGCCAAGCGUCCAUCUCUCUGGGCCAGACGGUGAUCUCCAAACAUAAAAACCUGCGCUACUACAGCUCAAAGGUCACGCAGAUCACCUCCCAGAUGUUCUACGAGGUCAUGUUCGACGACGGCUCCUUCUCCAACGAUACGUACCCGGAGGAUAUAGUGAGCAGAGAUUGUAUGAACUUGGGCCCUCCUGAAGUUGGGGAAGCUGUUCAAGUGAAGUGGCCCGAUGGGCUGUUCUAUGGUGCCAAAUACCUUGGAUCCAACGUAUCCUACAUGUAUCAGGUGGAAUUUGAGGACGGUUCUCAGGUGCUGGCAAAAAGAGAAGAUGUCUAUACCUUAAACGAAGACCUGCCUAAAAAGGUGAAACGUAGACUUUCCACGGCCUCAAGCAUGCGUUUCCAGGACGCCUUCUUCACCACGCAGGGGGAGAGGAAAAGACAAAGAACGCCUAAUUCACGUUUCCAGAAAGACUAUGUGGCCCUGCCAGGCCUCCGUACAACUGCCAAAAGCACAUGGGAGCAGCGCAGCUACAAAGGGAAAUGAAGUCAUGGAGAAGGAUCGAUGACAAAUGAAUGCUCUGAAGUGUGUGUGUGUGUGUGUGUGUGUGUGUGUGUGUGUGUGUGUGUGUGUGUGUGUGUGUGUGUGUGUGUGUGUGUGUGUGUGUGUGUGUGUGUGUGUGUGUGUGUGGAGAUGCGUGUGUGUGUGGAUGCUUGCGGAUGCGUGUGUGUGGAUGCUUGCGGAUGCGUGUGUGUGGAUGCUUGCGG